UCACAACAGCAGUUGUGGAAAUUUUUCCAGUUGUGACGCCAACUUGUGAUCUUGGCUGCGUGACUUGUACCGAGAUUCACCUCUGAAAUGACCCCGUCCGUGUGAAGCCGCAAGCCGCGUCUUUUUGUCUGGGUUCGCCAAACCAAACCUCAUCAACCUCGUCCUUGGCCGAGCCCUUCCUUUGUCCCCCCGAAAUGUUUGGCCAGCCUCUUUGAACACUCUCAUUUGCCCUCGCACAUCUUUCCAGAAGCUCGGGGAUUCACAAGCCCACGCUGGGUUGCCACCGCAGGCGAUCGAACAGUCGAAUCAGGUUGGCGUUCGCUACUUUUUGAUUCUGGUUUAUCGCAACUCCAACGACUCGCCUUUAGAGCUUAGCACCCUGCAGCUCGCACAUAUUCGAUUGCGCAUACCAUCUUGUAGCUCUACAGCUGCAGUCGCUACAGCAGGAAGCUGACGAGAAAUGCCGUGCUUCAAGGGCAUCGCCGUCAGCGUUCACGCUGAAGGCGCUCCGCUUCCAGAGUACUCCGUCCAGAAGCAAUCCCGAGUCUCACGCGUCAACACCUACAUACCAGUCCCGAAGCCCAAGAUCCCGCAAGAUCCAGCCUCGAACAAGCCAGAGCCCUCCAAGUUCGCCAUCUCCAUCACCCUCUUGACUCCUGGUCUCCCGGUCCCAUAUAGCGCACCCAAGGCGACGGCAGCCGACCCAUACCCCACACCCCAGAUUGUCGGAGCUCUUCCUGGCAUAGGAGCCCAACGGGGUAACUAUGUAGGGACUGUUGGGCCGUAUAUACCUAUCACCAAGUCCGAGAACGAAACCAUUGCUGCCUAUAUCUACUUUGAUGGCAGAGCAAAGGAGGAAGUUGCUACACUACUUCGACCUGGGGAGGAGACGUGGGUGAACUCACGCUGGGUCCAGGUACCUGAUUCCGAAGGUGGUGGACUCGCCGAGAGAGAAUUCCUCUUCCGCGAAGUUGGUUUAGAGCGCUGGUUAAACGGCCUCGACCUGGACGGGCAGGAUGCUGCAGCGAAGAUUGAGAAGCGCAGACAAAAGUUUGAGAAGCGUCGUCGGCGUAGGAAGGAGGAGAAAGGAAGUGACGACGAGAUCUCGAACCUGAUGUCUCCUGGACGAAAGUCUGCUGGGCCAAGAGAUGUCCUGCGAUACGGCGAUGAUGAACGAUCACCGGUCGAGAAGCUAUCAGAUGACGAUGAUGACUUCAGCUCCGACUCGGACGACGAUGCACCACCGGAGGCCGCUGGACAGAUCAAGGUUUCCAUGUUCCGUGUUUUAGCGUCCGGGGAGAUCAAGAGAGGCGAAUAUUCUCCACAAUUCGAUGCUCACGACGAUGACGAGGAGGGCAGCAACAAGGAGGGUGGCAAUGAGGAGGCAGACAUUGAUCAUACCACCAGCUUUGCAAAGCCCAAGACCCUGGAUCCAAAGUCGAUCAGCACCCAAACCGUAACUGGGAUUGAUGGACCCGACAAGCCUUUCGCCGUCUUCACGUUCUUCUACAGGGGCGAGCGACAAUUACAAAAGAUGGGCAUCCUGACAUCAAAGUCAAAGGCCAACCCUAGUUCUUCCAAGAGACGAUCAACGCAGCUAGACUUUUCUAACCUUGCUCCGUUAAAACCUGGUGGCACUGUUGGCUUCUCGUCAUUCAGAGAUAACGAUCCAUCCAGGCGAAACAAGUCCAGAAAGAAGAGCAAUGGAAGCGCUCCGGGUGAUAUGAUGGAAGAUAGUGAAGAGGAUGACGAUGACGUGGAAAUUGUUGGGAAGAUGGAGGAUGUUGAAGAUAAAGAUGUGAAGGCAAUGUUGAGCCCGGAAGACGCAAAGUAUUCAGGGGAAUUAGCAGAUGGAGUAGGUCGCAUCAAGCUGAAACGUCAACAUUCUGCGGAACCUCUGAAUGCCAAUUCUCGUCGGUCACCUGCGUCUGUUGGUAGUACCUCUGUUGGUGCAACUCCACCGGCAGACAUUGACACAGCACCUUCGAAAGAAACACUGCCAAGCAACGUUUUCGGAGCCAGCUUACCAGACGAUUCGGUUGUUGGCAGCCCUCUCAAGAAACAUAGAGCAAGCCUGUAUGAUAUGAACAACGAGACAAUGCAGAAGCGAUUAGGGUCUGGGUUCGGAAGCUCGCUGGGAGGAGACGUUGUAGCUGUAGCAGAGGCUGCUCAAACACCGUUGCCCCGUCCAGCACAGGCACCGACUGUCGAAAUGGAAGAGGAGUUAUGAUGAAGAGUAUAUAUCAUUCCAGCAGACCCGGAUUUGCAUACAGGUGUCAGUCUUUUUUGCUAUACUAGACUAAGCACGGAAAUUGGAAAGCACGGGCAUACUUGCUGGCACGAUUGGCCUGGACGAAGGAGAGCUGUUAGUGGUAUCACGUGCGCUAAAUGCUACCAGCUUCGAGAGGUGUUGUAAGAAUUUAAAAUACCCAAACAGAAACACAAUCGCCGCACAUGACGGGGCUUAGUUAUGAAUGCAGAACCAAUGGAUCAGUCCUGAAAAC
Molecule: messenger RNA, 2504 nt
Organism: Hyaloscypha bicolor E
Lineage: Eukaryota; Fungi; Ascomycota; Leotiomycetes; Helotiales; Hyaloscyphaceae
Exons: 3
Coding region: 461-2230 (589 amino acids)
Source: RefSeq, a predicted model, not a curated record